AUGAUGUCCGUCUACCAUGAUGUGCGGCUACCUCUCACAUUAGCUUGGCAUGACACCUUUCAAAACGGUCAUCUCAUUCAAAACGGAUUGAUUCCGACAUGGAAGCCCUUUGGGGAGAUUCCCUGCCCAUACUACGAGCCAUUUCAACACCAACCGAUUGCUAGUUGUUUGUUAAUAGAUUACAUCACCUUCUUUAAUUUAGAUUCCCCUUCCUCUUAA
Molecule: messenger RNA, 219 nt
Organism: Melampsora larici-populina 98AG31
Lineage: Eukaryota; Fungi; Basidiomycota; Pucciniomycetes; Pucciniales; Melampsoraceae
Exons: 2
Coding region: 1-219 (72 amino acids)
Source: RefSeq, a predicted model, not a curated record